UCUCUCUCUCUCUCUCUCUCUCUCUCUCUCUCUCUCUCGUCCUGCUUCCUGCCAACCCUGAGCAAUGGUACCAUGCCUCUGAAUGGCAGCCCAAGGAUGCUCCUAUGUGAAGCCUUGAGACCCUCCACCACACCACACCAUGGACAGGUAGUGAGCAGCUAGGCUGGUGGGGCGCAGCGGGAUUUGGUCUGAUCCCCGGCGGUCCAGAGGAUGCGGGAGAUGUCUAGGGCGCUCAGAGGAGAUAAGGGCGAGACUCGAUGCUGGGGAAGCCUGUGCAACUUUAUCAGCUUUUAGUUGAAAAGACCCCCGACCCCCACCCCCACCCCAGACCCCACCCCUCACCUCGACCCUCACCAUGAGCUGGAGCUUCCUCACGCGGCUGCUGGAGGAGAUCCACAACCACUCCACCUUUGUGGGCAAGGUGUGGCUGACGGUGCUCAUCAUCUUCCGCAUCGUGCUGACGGCGGUGGGCGGCGAGUCCAUCUACUCGGACGAGCAGACCAAGUUCACCUGCAACACCAAGCAGCCCGGCUGUGACAACGUGUGCUACGACGCCUUCGCGCCACUCUCCCACGUGCGCUUCUGGGUCUUCCAGAUCAUCAUGAUCUCCACGCCGUCCGUCAUGUACCUGGGCUACGCCAUCCACAAGAUCGCCCGCAGCUCCGAGGACGAGCGCAAGAGGAGCCGGCACCACGGCCGCGGCAUCCGCAGGAAACCCCCGCCGCACACCCGGUGGCGGGAGAGCCGGCGGCUGGACGAGGCGCUGGAGGAGGAGCUGGACGUCGACGACGGCGAGCCAAUGCUGUACGACGACGUCCUGGACGCGCCGGACGCCAGGCCAGAGCCGGCGGUGGCCGGCGGCGGUCCGCAGAAGCACGACGGGCGCCGGAGGAUCGUGCAGGAGGGCCUCAUGAGGAUCUACGUCCUGCAGCUCAUGUCCCGGGCCAUCUUCGAGAUCAGCUUCCUGGCGGGGCAGUACCUGCUGUACGGGUUCCGCGUCAGCCCGUCGUACGAGUGCGACCGCCUGCCCUGCCCGCACCGUGUGGACUGCUUCAUCUCCAGGCCCACGGAGAAGACCAUCUUCCUGCUCAUCAUGUACGUGGUGAGCUGCCUGUGUCUGCUGCUCAACGUGUGCGAGAUGUUCCACCUAGGCAUCGGAACGUUCCGGGACACCCUCCGCCAGAAGAGGGACCGCGGCCGGCGGACGUCCUACGGCUACCCCUUCUCCCGGAACAUCCCGUCGUCCCCGCCCGGGUACAACCUGGUGGUGAAGUCGGACAAACCGCUCCACCGGAUCCCCAACAGCCUGAUCACGCACGAGCAGAACAUGGCCAACGUGGCCCAGGAGCAGCAGUGCACCAGCCCGGAUGAGAACAUCCCCUCCGAUCUGGCCAGCCUCCACCGCCACCUCCGGGUGGCCCAGGAGCAGCUGGACAUGGCCUUCCAGACGUACAGCUCCAAGAACGACAACCAACCCCCCUCCGGGACGAGCAGCCCCAUGUCAGGGGGCACCAUGGCCGAGCAGAACCGGGUCAACACGGUUCAGGAGAAGCAGGGAGCCCGGCCGAAGUCGGCCACGGAGAGACCGGGGACCCUUUUAAAAAACGGGAAGACUUCUGUGUGGAUUUAAGGAUGUCAACCUUGGAAAUGAAAAGGCAGAGCCUUUAGCGAACUCCAAGGACAUUGCAGGACAACGAGUCUGACUUGAACCGCACGAGAGCAUAAACACUUUGUUGACACAGCUCGGACAGGCUUCGCUGCUCUGACACAGUGAACGCCAAAUUGUGGAUUUCUUUGUUUAAAACAAGUUGAUAUGUCUGAUAUGACCUCCUCAUAGUUAUCAAUGCCAUUUUGUCACCGUUACUUAAAUAAGACCAGGAUCUAGAGAAAACAAGUAUAAAAAAACAAUGUUUUUGCAAGUCUCUGCUAAUGAGUUUGGUGAAAGUUCUUCUCUGCUCUGAACUCAAACUGCGAUCCCUUGGGGGAGUCAUGUCGAAGGGAGCAUGGUGGCGGGGUGUGUGUGUGGAUGUGUGGAGCUCUGUCUGAGCAGCAGUUGAUGUUGAUGGCUGUGUCUGAGAGGGUUCAGCUUCUAUGACACUUGACAUGCUAUUUUAUGUAUUCUUUAAUAUAGGUAUUAGUGGGCAACUAACACAGUAUUCAAAGACGUUCCCGAAAUUCAGCCGUGGUGCAGAGUUACAGCCACUCCGAGCCAGUCGCACAUUGAGCUUCCCCCAAAUGCGCUGUUUUGGUGUCUGUAGCUAUAAUGCAAAUGAGGAGGAGCGAGGCGGGUCAAGGAGGAGGGUGGGGGUGUGGCCCUGAGCAGCUUGCAGCCACGGUACCAUGCGCUCUGUUUACAGUGGAUGUAUCGCAAUGGCGAGGCGCACACAGCCUUUAGCCGUGUUCUGUAAAUAUUCUAGAACACACGGGAGUCCUGGAGCUCUAUAUCUAAAUAUUAUCAUAGAGCCUACACAGAUAUCUAUAUCAUAUAAUAUAUAUUAUCACGGCCAAAAGCUGUGUGAGCUGAUAUUAUGAAUCUCAAACGACCGCGUUGGGUUCUCAGACGUUCCUGGUUCUUCCACGUCCACAUCAAUGUGAAGUAGACACUGUAACGCAAGUGUUUCUUGUCGGUUCUUUGACGUGUCUUGUAUUUCCACAACAAGACUGUUGUGGGGGUUAUCUGAGCCAUGGUUGAGAAGGAAUUGGGGGAAAGGAACUUUGGCUUUGACUCCCUCAAGAACAUGAACCACGACAUGGAGGAGAAAGGGAUUGUUGACGGUUGUAGGGUUCUGCGACGUCUCUGGUUCUUCCACUUUCACAUCAACCUGAAGUCGACUGAACCGCACGCUGCCGGCUGCCCGCUGCCGGGCGAUGGUGCCUCGCGGCAACCGGCGGCAUGUCGCAGUUCAUGUACUUCAGCGAGUCAAAGCCAAAGUUCCUUUCCCCCAAUUCCUUCUCAACCACGGCUCAGAUAACCCCCACAACAGUCUCGUUGUGGAAAUACAAGACACGUCAAAGAACCGACAAGAAACACUUGCGUUGCAGUGUGUGUAUUCACACACACACAUGUGGCGCUCGCACGGUCGAGUCUCAUUGGCGGGCCAACGUCUCUGUGCGGGCCAGGCAGAGUAAGGGGAGGAGCUGAGAUUCUUGGUGACGUCCUAAAUACAGACAUUCCAAAUCAGCGCACUUGAGCCUCCGUUUUUUCAAAGGCGAGCAGAACAGCUCGUGCUCGUUUUACACCAAACACACGUUUUAGCCACUGGGGGACCAUAGGCAGGCUAGGGGAACUCAUAUUUAUGUUAGAAAACCUCAUAAAGUGAGAUUUUCAUGUCAUGAGACCUUUAAAGGGGACAUAUUAUACCAACAGGUGUGAGUGUGAUUAGCCUUACAAGCAGUUUCGAAAAUCUGCCCCAUAUGUCAUCACUAGUUGGCGUUUCCACCUAGAUCUGUGC
Molecule: messenger RNA, 3452 nt
Organism: Gadus macrocephalus (Pacific cod)
Lineage: Eukaryota; Metazoa; Chordata; Actinopteri; Gadiformes; Gadidae
Gene: gjc2
Product: gap junction protein gamma 2
Exons: 3
Coding region: 356-1630 (424 amino acids)
Biological process (GO): cell communication
Cellular component (GO): connexin complex
Source: RefSeq, a predicted model, not a curated record